UCUGGGGCUGCAGGAGCAUGCCAAAGCCCUGAGGGCAGGGACUGUGACCAGAGGAGGACCCCACAACUGUGAAGCCUCUCAGCCCAGGAAGUGGACAAGCCCAAUCAGGCGGACAUCGUGAUGCUGCAGCAGCUCUUGAUCACCUUGCCCGCUGAGGCCAGCACCUGGGUGAAGUUGCAUCAUCCAAAGAAGGCCAAGGAGGGGGUGCCCCUAUGGGAGGAUGUGACUAAGAUGUUUGAAGGAGAAGCUCUGCUAUCUCAGGAUGCUGAUGAGACCCAGGGAGAAAGUUUAAAGGAUGAAGGGACUUCUGGGGCCCAGACAGCAGAAUUCCAGGAACGGUUGACCUUCAAGGACAUAACUGUGAACUUCACCCAGGAGGAGUGGGGGCAACUGACCCCUGCUCACCGGAAUCUGUACCGAGAGGUGAUGCUGGAGAACUACGGGAACCUGGUCUCAGUGGGAUAUGAAUUUUCCAAACCUAGGGUGAUUUCCCAGUUGGAGAAAGGAGAAGAGCCAUGGAUGACAGAGAAAGAAAGCCCAGGACAUCCCAAUGCAGACAUGAAGAGUAAAACAGAAACCAGUACAUCAACUGCAAAGAAUGACAUUUUACAGGAACAGUUAUAUCAAGGCAUUAAGAUGGAAAGGUUCAUGAGGGAUGAUGUAAUUGAUUCCACAUUGAGAAAAGUCUCCAAAUAUGAUGAGCUAGAAAGGCAUCAGGACACCAAUGGAAGAGAUGGAAGACAAGCCAUCUUGCUCCACAAGAAGAGAGGCCAAGAAACUAACAAAUUUGGGGGAAAUAUUGUGAAUUCAAAUGUUAUUAUAGAACAGAGGUACUGUAAAUAUGACACACUUAGAAAGAGGAACAAAUACAAAUUAGGUCUGAUUAGUCAUCCAACAAGUUACAUAAGAACAAAAACCUAUGAAUGUAAUAUAUGUGAAAAAAUCUUCAAGCAACCCAUUCAUCUUACUGAACACAUGAGGAUUCAUACUGGUGAGAAACCUUUCAGAUGUAAGGAAUGUGGAAGGGCCUUUAGUCAAAGUGCGUCUCUUAAUACCCACCAGAGAAUCCAUACUGGUGAGAAGCCUUUUGAAUGUGAAGAAUGUGGCAAAACCUUCAGACAUCGCUCCUCUCUUAAUCAGCAUCACAGAACUCACACUGGAGAGAAACCUUAUGUAUGUGAUAAAUGUCAGAAAGCUUUCAGCCAGAACAUUAGCUUGAUCCAACAUUUGAGAACUCAUUCUGGAGAGAAACCCUUUACAUGCAACGAAUGUGGGAAAACCUUUCGACAAAUUAGACACCUAAGUGAACAUAUAAGAAUUCAUACUGGGGAGAAGCCCUAUGCGUGCACUGCAUGUUGUAAAACUUUUAGUCAUAGAGCGUAUCUAACACAUCAUCAGAGAAUCCAUACUGGGGAGAGACCCUACAAAUGUAAAGAAUGUGGGAAAGCCUUUAGGCAGAGGAUCCACCUUAGCAACCAUAAAAUUGUUCAUACAGGAGUGAAAGCAUAUGAAUGCACACGGUGUGGAAAAGCCUAUAGGCAUGAUUCAUCCUUUAAGAAACAUCAGAGACAUCACACUGGAGAAAAACCUUAUGAAUGUAAUGAAUGUGGAAAAGCCUUCAGCUAUAAUUCAUCACUUACUCGGCACCAUGAAAUACACAGGAGGAAUGCCUUCAGAAAUAACGUGUAAAAAUAGAUUAUAAAAAAGAUUAUCCAACAUGAGAACAAAAGCCAAGUUUAAAUCACUGAUUCUAUGCUUUUAAAUUUCAGAACUCUAUAAAUGUGAGUUAUUGAUAUAAUGAUGCCAACUUCUAAUUUUGCCCAUUGUGUAAAUAAACACUACAUUGAUAACUACUAUCUACACUUCCAUACAAAGUAUUUAAAAAUAAAGGAUGGUCCUUCCAAUUAAAUUCAGCAAUAUGAAAAAUGAACACUUUAUUAUUUUCCUGACUUCAUGGUUGAUUAAUAAAUUAUUAUGCAUGGGCAUUCAGUGAUUUACAGACCAGUAUAUGGGAACUACUGCUUAAAAUGU
Molecule: messenger RNA, 2031 nt
Organism: Eptesicus fuscus (big brown bat)
Lineage: Eukaryota; Metazoa; Chordata; Mammalia; Chiroptera; Vespertilionidae
Gene: ZFP69
Product: ZFP69 zinc finger protein
Exons: 5
Coding region: 121-1689 (522 amino acids)
Biological process (GO): regulation of transcription by RNA polymerase II
Molecular function (GO): DNA-binding transcription factor activity, RNA polymerase II-specific; RNA polymerase II cis-regulatory region sequence-specific DNA binding
Source: RefSeq, a predicted model, not a curated record